Struthio camelus australis is the source of this 3287-nucleotide messenger RNA. NCBI's taxonomy places the organism in Eukaryota, Metazoa, Chordata, Aves, Struthioniformes, Struthionidae. The record is from RefSeq and is a predicted model, not a curated record.
AGGAGCCAUGGCUGGCUGUGCUGGACGCUUUGCCAUUUAAACCUCCGUAGCCUCGAAUGCCGCAGCAGGGCCAAAUGCCGAUGCAGAGCCAGACCUGCAGAACGGUGCAUGGGAGAAUGGUAGUGAGCCCAUAAGACCAUGCUCUACACAAUGACAUGUUGGCUACAGGUCCUGAUCCUCCACCUGAUCCUCCUGAGCACUGACCUGGUCGCAGCCUGCCCAGCCCGCUGUGAGUGCGCCCCUCAGAUCAAGUCAGUGGUGUGCCAUCGCAAGCGGCUCACCUCCAUCCCCGAGGGCAUCCCCACCGAGACCAGGAUCCUGGAGCUCAACAAAAACCGCAUCCGCUGCCUGAACCCGGGGGACCUCUCCCCGUACCCCUUGCUGGAGGAGCUCGAUUUCAGCGAGAACAUCAUCACCAAUGUGGAGCCGGGUGCCUUCAGCAACCUGUUCAACCUGCACACCUUGCGGCUGCGAGGGAACCAGCUCAAGCUGAUCCCUCCAGGGGUCUUCACCAAGCUGACCAACCUCACCCUUCUGGACAUUAGCGAAAACAAAAUUGUCAUCCUGCUGGACUACAUGUUCCAGGACCUGCGAAACCUGAAGAGCCUGGAGGUGGGCGAUAACGACUUGGUGUACAUCUCCCAGCGAGCCUUCUCUGGGCUGCUCGGCCUGGAGCAGCUGACCAUUGAGAAAUGCAACCUGACCUCCAUCUCGGCAGAGUCACUGUCCUACCUCCAGAAUCUGGAGGUGCUCCGGCUCCGGCACCUCAGCAUCUCCGCGCUGGAAGAUCAGAACUUCAAGAAACUCUACAACCUCCUGCAGCUGGAGAUUGACAACUGGCCACUGCUGGAAGACGUCUCCCCCACCAGCUUCCAGGGCCUGAACCUCACCUCGCUCUCCAUCACCUACACCAACAUCACAGCUGUGCCCACAGCUGCCUUGAGGAACCUGGUGUACCUCAGGUACCUGAACUUGUCCUACAACCCCAUUAGCACUGUGCUGAAGGGCUCCUUUAAAGACCUAAUCCGGCUCCAGGAGCUCCACAUUGUGGGUGCUCUCUUGGUCUCUGUGGAGCCACAGGCUUUCUCUGGCCUGAGACAAAUCCGGCUCCUCAACCUCUCCAGCAACUUCCUCUCCACGCUGGAGGAGACCACGUUCCACUCUGUCAACACGUUGGAGACACUGCGUGUGGACAAGAACCCCCUGGCCUGUGACUGCCGCCUCCUCUGGAUCCUGCAGCGACGGAAGACGCUCAACUUUGACGGGCAGCAGCCCAUGUGCUCCUCACCACCUGAGAUACAGGGCAAUGCCCUGCGCGACUUCCCGGAUUCCAUACUCUUUGAGUACUUCACCUGCCAAAAGCCCAAAAUAAGGGACCGGAAGCUGCAGCACGUCACAGCCCGGGAAGGACAAUCUGUCUCCUUCCUCUGCCGGGCGGACGGGGAGCCAGACCCCUCCAUUGUGUGGGUCUCCCCCCAGCACCGCAUGAUCACCACCAGAAGCACAGGGCGGGCGAUAGUGCUGCCAGGGGGCACACUGGAGAUCCGAUUUGCCCAGGUUCAAGAUAGCGGCACGUACAUUUGCAUUGCCAGCAAUGCAGGGGGCAACGACACCUACUUUGCCACCCUGACAGUCAAGGGGCACCCGGCCGAUAGCUCCCUGUAUGCAAACCGGACUUUGUACCUCAGCGAGUUCAAUGACACCUACCACAAUGACACACAAGUCUUCUUAAAGUUUACACUGGACCUCAAGACCAUCUUGGUCUCCACGGCCAUGGGCUGCAUCACCUUCCUUGGGGUGGUGCUCUUCUGCUUCCUGCUCCUCUUUGUGUGGAGCCGAGGCCGGGGGCAGCACAAGAACAACUUCUCCGUGGAGUACUCCUUCCGUAAGGUGGACGGCCCCACGACCACCACAGGCCAAGGAGGAGCCAGGAAGUUCAACAUGAAGAUGAUCUGAGCCUUUCCCAAGGAGAAUCGUUCUCUUCUGCCUGUCCCCAAAUGUGGCCAACACAGGCCGGGGCUGGAGUGGGGGAGACUGGCUUUGGAGCAUCCGUUCUUUGUUUUCCAGUGACAUCCUUUUCCCCUCCAGCAUGCUCACGGCGAAGCUAGGUCUGCUGAGAUGUUGGCUGAGGCUCACCACCAGGGCUCUGCGGUGGCUGGGAGACGUGACGAAGGCGUCUCGCAGGCAGGGCCAAGCAAGAACUGCACUACACAUACCUCGGGGUCAGGGACAACCUGCCAAAACCCCAGGCUGCCCUCCCACAGGGCAGAAGUGGCUUGGAGGUGGUCACGGCUCGAGGGCUUUGGGAGACUCCCAAUGUAGCUAACGUUCUUGUGUAUCAACUAUGCAUUUCUCAAGCGAUGAGGUGAGCAGCAUUUGAGCCUGGGGAAAAACCUGCUUCCUUUUUUUCUCCUUUUCCCUUUUUUUUUAGAGAGAUUCCAGAAAAUUUCAUGGUGAUUGUUUAUGAUUCUUCUUUUUUUCUUUCCUCCUCCAAAAAUUUUUUUAAUGAAUUUCCAAGAGAAAAGUCUUCCGAUGCAACACAGGACUGGAGCGCUGGGGGACGCUGCUCCAACACGGGUACCCCAGCUCUCUCUCCCCCCCCCCUCGGCAAAGCCAGAGCCCCGCAGGGCAUGGCUGUGCCUUGAAAGCUUGUUGGCAGAUUUAAUAAGUGGCAUCUGCAAACCUGGGUGCCCAGGGACACUCCUGCAAAAGCAAUAAUAACCCACCUCGGCAGUCUCGGCUGGACUGUGCCAACACUGCUCCAAAAAAAAAAAAGGGAAAAUGAGGCAUCAGUCGUAGGCACCAUCGUUAGGAGGAACAGCUGCAUAGCAGGUCCCAUUGUUGCAUCCACACAGCUGUUCUCCAGGUGUGACCUACCUGGGAUGGGCAGUCACACCUGAGGUGACACCUGGGGCCAAGCUGGGAGCAUGGGGAGGAAGGGCAGCUCCCGGCAAGCUCAGCCCAUGGCGGUGAGGGAAGGUGGAGGCUGAGUCAGUGCCCCAGGCCCAGCCGGGAGAGCAGCAUCUCCUCUUGCGGGGGGAUGGUGACACUGUGAGUGAACUAGUUUGGGUCACUCAUCCUGCUCCAUCCAUAGCUCCUGACACUGGGGCCUGGGCUUCCCAGGCAUCUUAUCGGGGGUGGGGAGGGGGAAUGCAUCUGAGCUUCAGCUCUGAGGUCCCAAGUUAUCUUGUUAGCAUCUGUUCCCCCCAGGCAACUGCACAGGCAAAUUAGGUGAGCGCAUGUGAUUGCUGGGCCAGGUGCAAAAGGCAGGGGCAGUUUUGAGGCUA